AUGCCGGGGCCGCGCCGCGACCGGCCCGCGCUGCUGCUGCUGCUCGGCGCGCUGCUCGCCGCCGACCUCUACUUCCACCUCUGGCCGCGGGCGCGGCGGGAGCUGGCGGCGCCCCGCGCCCCGGGCUGCCCCUGCCGCCGCCGCGGCCCCCCCGCGCCGCCGCCCCGCGCCCGCGCCGCCUCCGCGCUGCGGCGCCUCUUCGCCCACCCGCUGUACCGGGCGCCGGCGCCGCGGGGCCCCGCCGAGCCGCUGCUGGGCGCCCGCGAAGCGCUGCGCUACUACCGGCGCAAGGCGGCCCGCUGGAGCAGGAGGCGCGGGCUGCGCCGCGGGGGGCUCAACGUGACAGCGGCGCCGCAGCUCCGGCCGGACGCCAGCUGGCUCCAGUUCCACCUGGGCAUCAGCCGCGACGGGCUCUACCCCCGCGGCAGCCCCGCCGUCGGCCGGCUCCUCCGCGACAUGCAGGCCCUGAGCACCGUCAGCGCGGACUACAGCCAGGACGAGAAGGCUCUGCUGGGGGCUUGCGACUGCGCCCAGAUCGUGAAGCCCAGCGGCGUCCACCUGAAGCUGGUCCUCAGGCUCCAGGACUUCGGCAAAGCCAUGUUCAAACCCAUGAGGCAGAAACGAGAGGAGGAGACUCCCGAGGACUUCUUCUACUUCGUGGACUUCCAGAGGCACAACGCGGAGAUAGCCGCCUUUCACCUGGACAGGAUCCUGGAUUUCCGGCGGGUCCCCCCCACCGUUGGAAGGUUGAUCAAUGUCACCAAGGAGAUCCUGGAGGUCACCAGGAACGAAAUCCUGCAGAGCGUCUUCUUCGUCUCCCCAGCCAGCAACGUGUGCUUCUUUGCCAAGUGCCCGUACAUGUGCAAGACGGAGUACGCGGUGUGCGGGAACCCUCACCUCCUGGAAGGGUCCCUCUCCGCCUUCCUGCCAUCCCUCAACCUGGCGCCACGCCUCUCCAUCCCCAACCCGUGGAUCCGGUCCUACUCGUUUGAUGGAAAAGAAGAGUGGGAAGUGAACCCACUCUACUGCAACACCGUGAGGGAGAUCUACCCCUACAGCAACGGCAACCGGCUGCUCAACAUCGUUGACAUGGCCAUCUUCGACUUCCUGAUAGGGAACAUGGACCGUCACCACUACGAGAUGUUCACCAAGUUUGGCGACGACGGCUUCCUCUUACACCUGGACAACGCCAGAGGGUUCGGGCGACAUUCCCACGAUGAAACCUCCAUCCUGGCACCGCUCUCCCAGUGCUGCGUAAUAAAGAGGAUGACGUUAUUACGACUCCAGCUCCUGGCUCAGCCCGAAUACCGGCUCAGCGAUGUCAUGAGGGAAUCUCUCCUGCAGGAUCGCCUGGCACCCAUCCUCACCGAACCCCAUCUCUUGGCUUUGGACAGACGGUUACAGCUUAUCCUCAAAGCCGUGAGGAAAUGCAUAGACACGUAUGGAGAAAGCAAGGUGGUGGCCAACGACACCGUGCAGCCCAUGGUUCCCACGUCUGACAGAGUGAAGCUGACCAGUUAAAAUGGUCUUUAGCUGCUAUUCCCAGGAAGGAAAGACCCCUGCAAGGCAAGCGGAAAACUUUAAUAGCUGCUAACUUCUGUCUACAAAAGCCUGAGAGACUGAGAUGGGAGAAAAAUCUUGGAAGACUGUCAAGAUUCACACUGUCUUCCUAUGCUGAAUGCUUGACCAAAGCUCCCGUGUUUGGGAUGAAAGGUUGCCAAGUGUGUUGGUAAGUUGUGGUUUAACUGUGGCAGAUCUUUAUACUCUGAACACCAGCUCUCCAGUGGAAAAGCAGAGGCCUCCUGUUCUGUAGCUGGCCAGGUCCCUGGGAGGGUGAGGGAAUACAUGGGCACAGGUUUACUCAGCCUGCACAGGACCUUGGUCUCACUAGUGAAGACCUACAAACAACAUCUAAGGAUGAGGCUUGAAUAAAGAGAUGCUAACAGUA
Rhea pennata is the source of this 1948-nucleotide messenger RNA. RefSeq names its product FAM20A golgi associated secretory pathway pseudokinase (gene FAM20A). Gene Ontology annotation, biological process: enamel mineralization. The transcript is spliced from 11 exons. The record is from RefSeq and is a predicted model, not a curated record. Bases 1 to 1521 code for a protein of 506 amino acids. Gene Ontology annotation, cellular component: Golgi apparatus. Gene Ontology annotation, molecular function: protein serine/threonine kinase activator activity. Lineage: Eukaryota; Metazoa; Chordata; Aves; Rheiformes; Rheidae.